CCACCUCCAACGAAGUCUAUUGAUCCUAUUCUCCACGGAUGAUAAGUCCAUUAAGCACCGAUUUGGGCCAAUUUAUUUUCGAUUGUCAUUUUCGUAAUUUAUGGGGCGAUGAAAGGCCAUUUUAUUUGGAUUUUGAAAGCUACAGGUCACGGAAUCGGCCUGAGGCUAUUUUUCAACAAUGAUGAAGUCCAUGAAGCAUCAAUUUGGGCGGAUUUAUUCCUGGUCAAUUUUUGGCAGAUUCCAAAGGGGUACUAUCACAGAUUUCAGGCGAUUUUUCCGAAAUGCCAUUUUCUUUCGAUUCUUGAGGCUACAGAUCAGGGAAUCAGGCCGCAGCUAUUCUCCACUGAUAAUGAAGUCUAUUGAUCCUAUUCUCAAUGGAUGAUAAGUUCAUUAAGCACCAAUUUGGGUCAAUUUAUUUUCGGAUGGCAUUUUCAUAAUUUAUGGGCCGAACGAAAGGCCAUUUUCUUUGGAUUUUGAAAGCUACAGGUCGCGGAUUCGACCUGAAGCUAUUCUUCAACGAUGCUUCAGUUCAUUAAGCACCGAUUUGGGUGAAUUUAUUCCGGGUCAAUUUUUAGCAGAUUCUAAAGGGGUACCAUCACAUAUUUCGGGCGAUUUCUCCGAAAUGCCAUUUUCAAUGGAUUCUGGCGGAUACAGAUCACGGAAUCAGGCCGAGGCUAGUCUCCACCGACAAUGAACUCUAUUGAUCCUAUUCUCCACAGAUGAUAAGUCCAUUAAGCAACGAUUUAGGCCAAUUUAUUUUCGGAUGGCAUUUUUCGUAAUUUAUGGGGCGACGAAAGGGCAUUUUCUUUGGAUUUUGAAGGCUACAGGUCACGGAAUCGGCCUGAGGCUAUUUUUCAACAAUGAUGAAGUCCGUGAAGCAUCAAUUUGGGCGAAUUUAUUCCCGGUCAAUUUUUGGCAGAUUACAAAGGGGUACUAUCACAGAUUUCAGGCGAUUUUUCUGAAAUGCCAUUUUCUUUUGAUUCUUGAGACUACAGAUCAGGGAAUCAGGCCGCAGCUAUUCUCCACCGAUAAUGAAGUCUAUUGAUCCUAUUCUCCACGGAUGAUAAGUCCAUUAAGCAACGAUUUAGGUCAAUUUAUUUUCGUAUGGCAUUUUCGUAAUUUAUGGGGCGACUAAGGGGCAUUUUAUUUGGAUUUUGAAGGCUACAAGUCACGGAAUCGGCCUGAGGCUAUUUUUCAACAAUGAUGAAGUCCGUUAAGCAUCGAUUUGGGCAGAUUUAUUCAGGGUCAAUUUUUGGCAGAUUCCAAAGGGGUACCAUCACAUAUUUCGGUCGAUUUUUCCGUAAUGCCAUUUUCAUUGGAUUCUUGAGGAUACAGAUCACGGAAUCAGGCCGAGGCUAUUCUCCACCGACAAUGAAGUCUAUUGAUCCUAUUCUCCACGGAUAAUAAGUCCAUUAAACAUCGAUUUGGGCCAAUUUAUUUUCGAAUGGCAUUUUCGUAAUUUAUGGGGCGACGAAAGGCCAUUUUCUUUGGAUUUUGAAAGCUACUGGUCACGGAUUCGACCUAAGGCUAUUCUUCAACGAUGCUUAAGUUCAUUAAGCACCGAUUUGGAUGAAUUUAUUCUGGGUCAAUUUUUGGCACAUUCCAAAGGGGUACCAUCACAUAUUUCGAGCGAUUUUUCCUAACUGCCAUUUUCUUUCGAUUCUUGAGGCUACAGAUCACGGAAUUAGGCCGAGGCUAUUCUCAAUCGAUAAUGAAGUCUAUUGAUCCUAUUCUCCACGGAUAACAAGUCCAUUAAGCAACGAUUUGGGCUAAUUUAUUUUCGGAUGGCAUUUUCGUAAUUUAUGGGGCGAACGAAAGGCCAUUUUCUUUCGAUUUUGAAGGCUACAUGUCACGGAUUCGGCAUGAGGCUAUUUUUCAACAAUGAUUAUGUCCAUUAAGGAGCGAUUUGGGCGGAUUUAUUCCGCGUCAAAUUUUGGCAGAUUCCAAAGGGGUACCAUCACAUAUUUCGGGCGAUUUUUCUGAAAUGCCAUUUUCAAUGGAUUCUGGCGGAUACAGAUCACGGAAUCAGACCGAGGCUAGUCUCCACCGGCAAUGAACUCUAUUGAUCCUAUUCUCCACGGAUGAUAAGAACAUUAGGCAACGAUUUAGGCCAAUUUAUUUUCGGAUGGCAUUUUCGUAAUCUUUGGAUUUUGAAGGCUACAGGUCACGGAAUCGGCCUGAGGCUAUUUUUCAACAAUGAUUAAGUCUGUUAAGCAUCGAUUUGGGUGGAUUUAUUCCAGGUCAAUUUUUGGCAGAUUCCAAAGGGGUACCAUCACAGAUUUCGGGCGAUUUUUCCAAAAUGCCAUUUUCUUUUGAUUCUUGAGGCUACAGAUCACAAUAUCAGGCCGCAGCUACUAUCCACCGAAAAUGUAGUCUAUUGAUCCUAUUCUCCAUAGAUGAUAAGUCCAUUAAGCACCUUGGCUCAAUUUAUUUUCGGAUGGCAUUUUCGUAAUUUAUGGGCCGAACGAAAGGCCAUUUUCUUUGGAUUUUGAAAGCUACUGGUCGCGGAUUCGGCCUGAAACUAUUUUUCAACAAUGAUUAAGUCCAUUAAGCACCUAUUUGGUCGGAUUUAUUCCUGGUCAAUUUUUGGCAGAUUCCAAAGGGGUACCAUCACAGCUUUCAGGCGAUUUUUUCGAAAUGCCAUUUCAUUGGACUCUAGAGGCUACAGAUCAAGGAAUCAAGCCGAGGCUAUUCUCCACCGACAAUGAAGUCUACUGAUCCUAUUCUCCACGAAUGAUAAGUCCAUUAAGCACCGAUUUGGGCCCAUUUAUUUUCGAAUGGCAUUUUCGUAAUUUAUGGGGCGAUGAAAGGCCAUUUUCUAUGGAUUUCGAAAGCUACAGGUCAAGGAUUCGACCUGAGGCUAUUCUUCAACGAUGCUUAAGUUCAUUAAGCACCGAUUUGGGCGGAUUUAUUCCGGGUCAAUUUUUGGCAGAUUCCAAAGAGGUACCCUCACAGAUUUCGAGUGAUUUUUCCAAAAUGCCAUUUUCUUUUGAUUCUUGAGGCUACACAUCACGGAAUCAGGCCGCAGCUAUUCUCCACCGAUAAUGAAGUCAACUGAUCCUAUUCUCCACGAAUGAUAAGUCCAUUAAGCAACGAUUUGGGCCAAUUUAUUUUCGAAUGGCAUUUUCGUAAUUUAUGGGGCGAUGAAAGGCCAUUUUCUAUGGAUUUCGAAAGCUACAGGUCAAGGAUUCGACCUGAGGCUAUUCUUCAACGAUGCUUAAGUUCAUUAAGCACCGAUUUGGGCGGAUUUAUUCCGGGUCAAUUUUUGGGAGAUUCCAAAGGGGUACCAUCACAGAUUUCGAGUGAUUUUUCCAAAAUGCCAUUUUCUUUCGAUUCUUGAGGCUACAGAUCAGGGAAUCAGGCCGCAGCUAUUCUCCACCGAUAAUGAAGUCUACUGAUCCUAUUCUCCACGGAUGAUAAGUUCAUUAAGCACCGAUUUGGGUCAAUUUAUUUUCGGAUGGCAUUUUCGUAAUUUAUGGGCCGAACGAAAAGCCAUUUUCUUUGGAUUUUGAAAGCUACAGGUCGCGGAUUCGGCCUGAAGCUAUUUUUCAACAAUGAUUAAUUCCAUUAAGCACCUAUUUGGGAGGAUUUAUUCCUGGUCAAUUUUUGGCAGAUUCCAUAGGGGUACCAUCACUGAUUUCAGGCGAUUUUUCCGAAAUGCCAUUUUCGUUGGAUUCUUGAGGAUACAGAUCAAGGAAUCAGGCCGAGGCUAUUCUCCACCGACAAUGAAGUCUACUGAUCCUAUUCUCCACGAAUGAUAAGUCCAUUAAGCACCGAUUUGGGCCAAUUUAUUUUCGAAUGGCAUUUUCGUAAUUUAUGGGACGAUGAAAGGCCAUUUUCUAUGGAUUUCGAAAGCUACAGGUCAAGGAUUCGACCUGAGGCUAUUCUUCAAUGAUGCUUAAGUUCAUUAAGCACCGAUUUGGGCGGAUUUAUUCCUGGCCAAUUUUUGGCAGAUUCCAAAGAGGUACCAUCACAGAUUUCGAGUGAUUUUUCCAAAAUGCCAUUUUCUUUCGAUUCUUGAGGCUACACAUCACGGAAUCAGGCCGCAGCUAUUCUCCACCGAUAAUGAAGUCUAUUGGUCCUAUUCUCCACGGAUGAUAAGUCCAUUAAGCACCAAUUUGGGCCAAUUUAUUUUCGGAUGGCAUUUUCGUAAUUUAUGGGCCGAACGAAAGGCCAUUUUCUUUUGAUUUUGCAAGCUACGGGUCGCGGAUUCGGCCUGAAGCUAUUUUUUAACAAUGAUUAAUUUCAUUAAGCACCUAUUUGGGAGUAUUUAUUCCUGGUCAAUUUUUGGCAGAUUCCAAAGGGGUACCAUCACAGCUUUCGGGCGAUUUUUCCGAAAUGCCAUUUUCAUUGGAUUCUUGAGGAUACAGAUUACGGAAUCAGGCCGAGGCUAUUCUCCACCGAAAAUGAAGUCUAUUGAUCCUAUUCUCCACGGGUGAUAAGUCCAUUAAGCACUGACUGGGCCAAUUUAUUUUCGAAUGACAUUUUCAUAAUUUAUGGGCCUAAAGAAAGGCCAUUUUCUUUGGAUUUUGAAAGCUACAGGUCGCGGAUUCGGCCUGAAACUAUUUUUCAACAAUGAUUAAGUCCUUUAAGCACCUAUUUGGGCGGAUUUAUUCCUGGUCAAUUUUUGGCAGAUUCCAUAGGGGUACCAUUACUGAUUUCGGGCGAUUUUUCCGAAAUGCCAUUUUCGUUGGAUUCUUGAAGAUACAGAUCACGGAAUCAAGCCGAGGCUAGUCUCCACCGACAAUGAACUCUAUUGAUCCUCUUCACCACGGAUGAUAAGAACAUUAAGCAACGAUUUAGGCCAAUUUAUUAUCGGAUGGCAUUUUCGUAAUUUAUGGUGCGACGAAAGGGCAUUUUCUUUGGAUUAUGAAGGCUACAGGCCACGGAAUCGGCCUGAGACUAUUUUUCAACAAUGAUGAAGUCCGUUAAGCAUCGAUUUGGGCGGAUUUAUUCCGGGUCAAUUUUUGGCAGAUUCCAAAGGGGUACCAUCACAGAUUUCGGGCGAUUUUUCCAAAAUGCCAUUUUCUUUUGAUUCUUGAGGCUACAGAUCACGGAAUCAGGCCGCAGCUAUUCUCCACCGAAAAUGUAGUCUAUUGAUCCUAUUCUCAAUGGAUGAUAAGUCCAUUAAGCACCAAUUUGGGUCAAUUUAUUUUCGGAUGGCAUUUUCGUAAUUUAUGGGCCGAACGAAAGGCCAUUUUCUUUUGAUUUUGAAAGCUACAGGUCGCGGAUUCGGCCUGAAACUAUUUUUUAACAAUGAUUAAGUCCAUUAAGCACCUAUUCUGGCGGAUUUAUUCCUGGUCAAUUUUUGGCAGAUUCCAUAGGGGUACCAUCACUGACUUUGGGCGAUUUUUCCGAAAUGCCAUUUUCGUUAGAUUCUUGAGGAUACAGAUCAAGGAAUCAGGCCGAGGCUAUUCUCCACCGACAAUGAAGUCUACCGAUCCUAUUCUCCACGGAUGAUAAGUCCAUUAAGCACCGAUUUGCGCCAAUUUAUUUUGGAAUGGCAUUUUCAUAAUUUAUGGGGCAUUGAAAGGCCAUUUUCUAUGGAUUUUGAAAGCUACAGGUCAUGGAUUCGACCUGAGGCUAUUCUUCAACGAUGCUUAAGUUCAUUAAGCACCAAUUUGGGCGGAUUUAUUCCGGGUCAAUUUUUGGCAGAUUCCAAAGGGGUACCAUCACAGAUUUAGGGUGAUUUUUCCAAAAUGCCAUUUUCUUUCGAUUCUUGAGGCUACAGAUCACGGAAUCAGGCCGCAGCUAUUCUCCACCGAUAAUGAAGUCUAUUGGUCCUA
Linum trigynum is the source of this 5786-nucleotide messenger RNA. Lineage: Eukaryota; Viridiplantae; Streptophyta; Magnoliopsida; Malpighiales; Linaceae. The record is from the annotation of a GenBank genome assembly.